AUGGUCAAGGUAUUAAUUGCUCUCACAUCAUACAACGAGUCAUUCUAUGAGGAUGGUUCCAAAACCGGUGUCUUCAUCUCCGAAGCAUUGGAACCUUUCUUGGAAUUCUUUGAAAAAGGCUACGACAUUACAUUUGCCUCAGAGACCGGUAAAUUUGGCUAUGACGACCACAGUUUGACCGACCAUUUCUUGAAAGGCAAAUUGCUCGAGGUUUAUAAUGACAAAAACUCAGCAUUCAACAAGGCAAUUGCACAAAUCAAGAAGGCAUCUGAUUUGCUUGACACCGAUUUCGAUGUGUUUUUUGCUGCUGGUGGUCACGGUACCAUCUUUGAUUUUCCAAAAGCCACCGAUUUGAAAAAGAUUGCUGCAAAGACUUGGGAAAACGGCAAAGUUGUAAGUGCCCUUUGCCACGGACCUGCCAUCUUUGAAAACUUGAACCUCUCCAAUGGCGAGCCAUUGAUCAAGGGUAGGAAGAUUACCGGAUUCACCGAUAUUGGAGAAGAACAAUUGGGUCUUGGAGACCUUAUCAAGAAGAGCAAUUUGUCCACUGUUGCACAAGUUGCUGAAAGGGAGGGCGCUGAGUAUGUCGCACCAAAUGGACCAUGGGACAACUUCACCGUUACUGAUGGUAACUUGGUCACUGGUGUCAAUCCACAAUCUGCUAUCGAUACUGCUAAAAAGAUUGCAGCUGUUGUCGAAUCUGCAAGCACCUAA
Lodderomyces elongisporus is the source of this 714-nucleotide messenger RNA. RefSeq names its product glutathione-independent methylglyoxalase. Gene Ontology annotation, molecular function: glyoxalase III activity. The transcript has a single exon. Lineage: Eukaryota; Fungi; Ascomycota; Pichiomycetes; Serinales; Debaryomycetaceae. The record is from RefSeq and is a predicted model, not a curated record. Gene Ontology annotation, cellular component: cytoplasm. The coding region runs from base 1 to 714 and encodes 237 amino acids.